Messenger RNA from Aureobasidium subglaciale EXF-2481, 1810 nucleotides. RefSeq lists its product as uncharacterized. The record is from RefSeq and is a predicted model, not a curated record. The transcript has 2 exons. Lineage: Eukaryota; Fungi; Ascomycota; Dothideomycetes; Dothideales; Saccotheciaceae. The coding region runs from base 261 to 1616 and encodes 451 amino acids.
CAGAUCUUUGCUUUCAGGUGACAAACAUUUUCUUUUCGCUGUUUGACUCCCCCCUGAUCGAAGCCCAAAUUGUGCCUGCCUAACCUGAGAGGUUACAAAUUAUCGACAGCCGGACUACCAUCAAACACUUACGGAAGCUCUAAGACUAAGAAAAGUCGCUCUAGAUUCGAACUCUUGUCUUCCUGGUGUUAGGACUGAAUCACUGAAGGUUGACGUGUAAGACAUUGUGUCUUUGUUACCUCCUCUCUAAGUUCCUCGCCAUGGUCAGUUUACCUUCUGAAUACACAGAUGUGGACGAGUAUGCGCGACAUCUCAUCAGUUUCACGCACGAGCCACUCUCUGUACAGAUAACUGGUGGUAUACACGUCAACGACGCUUUCAUCCACAAUGCCUGGGAAAAGCUACCCACUGAAUGGACAACAUGGUGGGAGUCAUUGUCCAGCCCACAGGAUGCACAAAAAGAUCUCAUCAACAGUCUUCGCAAAGAGCAUGCAGCCAGAGAGCAUGAUCUUCCGGACCGGCCAGAGAGUUUAUCGACAUGGUUGGAGCGCAUUCGGAAUCUCAGUCUCGACCGCGAGCAGCUGAUUCUGCCCGAGGAAGUGCCUCACGUCGAAGUACCAGAAAUAAUGGCUAGUCGUAUGAUUACGAAGAAGUUGGCGGAAGUCCGUGCUGGAGCACGUUACAUUAACCACAUUUGCAAGACAAAUAGAAUCACCCGCGUCAUUGACGUUGGCAGUGGACAAGGCUAUCUCUCCUUGACUUUGGCAGCGGCCUGCAAUCUCAAAGUCCUGGCCAUCGAUGGCAGUGCAAAGCAAAUCGAAGGCUCCAAAGCCGCAGCAGAACAAGCAGGUCUCAUCGAAGGCGACCAGAUCACUCACCUCACUCGCUUUGUUACCGGCACAAAAGAAUUGGCCUCCGAGAUUGAGCGCUGGGCCAAAGGCGAAAAGUGUCUUCUCACCGGUCUUCACGCCUGCGGUUCGUUGUCUGAACACAUGAUCCGCCUCUCCACCGUCGUCCCCUGCAUCACCAACCUCGCAGUAGUAGGAUGCUGCUACAACCACAUCUCUCCCCUAUCACCUACGAACUCAACAGGCUUCCCAAUCUCCAACUUCAUGCGCAUCAACAACCUGCAACUCUCCACUUCAGCAUUAAUUACAGGCUGUCAAGCACCCACAAAUUGGAUCCACAACCCCGACUCCAUCUUUGCGAGAAAGUACUGGUAUCGCGCUGUACUCGAGAAACUACUCUACGACAAGAACCUCGCACCUGCAGGCCAAAGACCAGUCUGGGGCAUCAGAAAUGGCGACAUGAAGAGUUUCACCGCUUACACAACUCGUGCUCUCCGAUCUCUAAAACUGGAAGUCGGGACUGAUAUUACAGUAGAAGAGAUUGCAGAGUAUGAAGUAAGGUAUAAGCACAGGAUGGGAGAAACAGCGAUACUUUGGACGUUGUCGGUUUUGUUGUGUAGAGCUGUGGAGUCGGUGAUUGCUUUGGAUAGGAUUUUCUAUUUGAGAGAGGCUGGGAUGGAGGAGGUGGAUGUUUUGCCCAUCUUUGAUUAUAAGGAGAGUCCGAGAAAUAUGAUGGUAGUUGCUUCGAAGGUAGUGUCCGUCGAGUAGAAGGCUGUGGAAAUACAGAAAUAAAUUUGCAACAUUCAGCGAUGGUCGGGGAGAGCAGGAUAGCAGGUGCUCUCAAUGAACAACUUUCCAAGAUAGAAAACGACUGUGCAUUUGGACGGCAGCGAUAGUGGUGGACCACUACGAGAAUGAGAGAUGGCUUGACCAACGGGACGCUCUAGUGACACAACGGGUCG